This is a messenger RNA of Toxorhynchites rutilus septentrionalis, 2006 nucleotides long. It is a transcript of the gene Ing3, whose product is annotated as inhibitor of growth protein 3. The transcript is spliced from 6 exons. Gene Ontology annotation, biological process: regulation of DNA-templated transcription. Gene Ontology annotation, cellular component: NuA4 histone acetyltransferase complex. The coding region runs from base 146 to 1747 and encodes 533 amino acids. The record is from RefSeq and is a predicted model, not a curated record. NCBI's taxonomy places the organism in Eukaryota, Metazoa, Arthropoda, Insecta, Diptera, Culicidae.
AAGUGAGCCCGUCAAAUAUCGAGCGAGCACAAAAACAAAACACCCGAAGCAAGAGGAGGGUCGAGUUAUUUCAAGUUUUCACCAGUAAUUGCGGCUGCUAGUUACCUGAAUUUAUUGUCGAAACUUUCCACACAACCGCCAGAAGAUGCUGUACUUGGAAGAUUAUCUCGAAAUGAUCGAGCAUUUGCCUCAGGAACUGCGGGAUCGGUUCACUGAGAUGCGAGAAAUGGAUCUCUCGGUGCAAAAUAACAUGGACUCGUUGGACAAGCGGGCCCGCACUCUGUUUCAGCAGUGCCGCCGGGGCGAACUGGUUGGCACUCAGGCCGAUGGGGAAUUUUACGCUAUCCGGAAGGAUUACUACCGGGUGCUGGAGGAUUCGGACGAGAAGGUUCAGCUGGCGGGUCAAAUGUACGAUCUUGUGGAUCGAUACCUUCGACGGCUCGACAGUGAGCUGUACAAAUUCAAGUGUGAGCUCGAGGCGGACCACAAUGGUAUCACGGAGAUACUGGAGAAGCGUUCGCUGGAGUUGGAUACGUCCACCAGCAAUGGAGGGUUGAAUCAGAAGGAGAAUCGCUAUUUCGAUACGUUGGGUGGAAUUUCGAGCAGCAUCGUGGCAUCGAGCGCGGCUCGAGUGGAUAACCGAUAUAAGAUUAAGCCGGAGAAGCGACGAGAUAGCAUUGGGGUCACCGCUUUGAGUGGACCUCCUCCGGAAAAAAGACAGGCCGUAGCGGCCAGUGCUAGUGCAAUAAGUAGUGGUCCUCCUGUCCGUCCGACGACCCCUCUGGCGGCCACCGGUGGACCCUAUCAUAUGCUGGCGUCUACGGCCGCUUCUAGCACCCCGAACGCGGCGGCCACUUCGGUAGCAUACAAUCUGCAGCAAUUUGGGGCAGGAAAUGCAAUUGCUGCAGCGGCUAGUCAGGCCAUUGCUGCGACUCAACAGAUGCAGCAGGGAAGGAGAACCGCCAGUCUGAAGGCUUCGUAUGAGGCAAUCCAUGGGGCAGGAGCAACCGGGACAGCUGCCCAUGAUCUGUUGAUCAAUCGAGAGUUGGCUGGGGCCACUCACAAUGCCCUGCAGGCGGUCGAGCGCGAAACAAGUAACGCAUUCUCCAAUCAGCAGAGGAGACAGCACAAAAAAAAGCUGACCACGGGCACAUCUGCUGCAGCCACACUGUUACAAGUACACCAGAAGCAACAACAACAACAACAUCACCAUCCGCAGCAGCAGCAACAACAACAACCACAACAACAUCAUCAGCACUCAACCAUCCUUAAUCCUAACCUGUCCUCCUCGUCUCUAGAUCUUUUGGAGCCGCCCACCGUUCCGGGGGUAUUGUCGGCGGUGGCAAGCGGAUCUUCGACUUCCUCCCUCAGCGGCACCAGCAGUUCAGCAGGUCCGAGCAAUUCGUCGGGAUCGAUCGGAGGUGUAGGAGGAGGAGGAGGAGUAGGAAGCAGUGUUAGUGGUGGAGGCGCGACGCUUCCCCCACUGGGCACAGGAAUCGUGCUCAACGAGAACGGAAUGGUGGUCGAACAGACGCCGGAAGGCGAGUGGACAUACGAUCCCAAUGAGCCCCGUUAUUGCAUCUGCAAUCAGGUCUCGUACGGUGAUAUGGUCGCGUGCGAUAAUGAGGAUUGCCCCUUCGAGUGGUUCCACUAUCCGUGCGUGAACAUCACGUCAUCGCCGAAGGGCAAGUGGUACUGCCCUCAGUGCAGCAGCUCGAUGAAGCGUCGAGCCUCCCGGAAGAACUAAUCGAACGCUGUGUUUUUUUGUGGUGCUCCUUUGGCAAAUACAUGCCGCCACCUGCAUGAUACGGCAAUUUACCUACUCAUUAUUAGUGACUCUUGUGUGCAAGCAUGUGUUUUUUUUUCGAUGUCCGUGCCAAACCAGACUCUAUCGCGUUCAUAUGUUUGGUUGCUGGUUGCCUGCUUACGGAAAUUGCAUCCGGUUUUCGCACAGCUACGAACUACGAAAACUAUACACGAAAUAAAAUGAAUUAAUCAAAACCGUU